AAAUGAAUGAGUCUUUUGGGUUAUUACUGCCUAUGAGUUGUUCAAAGCUUUUAAGCAAAGUUAGUUUUUGCAGUUUUUUAAGAAUAUUCCAGGCGUCAACGAAUAUUCCGAAAACAUGGAUGUAGAAAAAGUUGCUGUAUUUGCUAGUGUAGGAUUCGCAAUUGCCGUUGCAGCAUUCGUUUUAUGGGGACCUUCUCCUAAACCUAGAAAAAAAGGAAAAGUCAUUGGAAUCAAUAAUCUAGGAUAUACUUGCUUUUUGAAUUCUCUUUUACAAGCUUUAGCUGCAUGUCCAAUUUUUAUUGGAUGGUUAAAGAAACAACAUGAGAAAAGUGGAAAUAUUAAUUUCAUUUCGACUCUACUCUCUGUUUUUGAAAAAGUGAAUGGAUAUACAGGGGAUUUAUAUGGUGAUGUAACACCAAUUGAAAUAAUUUCAUCAUUAGGAAGCCAAUGGAGAUUUACACCUGGCCACCAAGAUGUGCAUGAACUAUUUCAUAUUGUUCUUAGUGCAUUACAGGCAGAAAUUCAACCUAGUAAUAGGAAAUGUUGCCUGUCUGAUGCUUUACCACAAAGUUCAACAAUAGUAACAGAUACAAAAAAAUUGGGUGAUCCCUUAACAUUUAGAAGUGUGUCUUGUAAUGAUAUUGUAUCAGCUAACAAAAAUCCUAACAUUCCAAAUGGUUUUGAUAGAAAUUGCAAUAAUCAUGUAAUAUCUUCAAUGGCAUCCAUAACAAGUAUUCCUAUGGUGUACAAUAAGCCAGGUAUGAUCCUUGCUAGAUCUUCAGAAGUACUUUCAAAAAAUGUUGAUGUUGGAGAGAAUAAAGAAUCUUUCAAACCAUGGAGCUCUUUAUGUGCUAUGCCAUUUUCUAAUGCUCCAUCGAUAUCAGUGGAAGUGCAUCCAUUUUCAGGCUUAUUAACUAGUCAAUUACAAUGCAAUUGCUGUAAAUGGAAGUCUGCUGUUCGUUAUGAUAAACUUGAAACAAUUUCUCUGCCUCUGCCUCCUCUGGGUUCAUAUAUUAAAUCUCAUCAUACAUUGGAAGAACUUCUAACACGUUUUGUAACCAGUGAGAUUGUUCAGGAUGUAUUAUGCGAUGGAUGCGGAAUGCGUUGUUUAGCUAUGAAAACCUUAACUCUAGGCAAACUUCCAAAAUGUUUAUGUUUACACAUAUCAAGAACUACAUGGAGCUCUUCAGGGAUACCAAUUAAGAGAGAUGAUCCAGUUAAAUUUCCAGAAAUUUUAACAUUGGAUCCUUACACUUUUACAGAAACAAGAAAGCGAAAUGCACGGGGAGAUCCUGAAGCAACGAUGUUGCUUACUAAUCGAACAACACUACAAGAUAAACACACGUAUAAAUUGCGUGCGAUUGUGGAACAUCGUGGACCUGUUGAUUCUGGACAUUUUGUUUGCUAUAGACGAGGAAAUAAAAUCAAUCAGUGGUUGUAUACUUCGGAUAACGUAGUUGAAAAUGUAUCCUUGAUUGAGGUUUUAUGUGUCACGCCAUAUCUUUUAUUUUAUGAACGUAUUAAUGUCACAUAA
This is a messenger RNA of Habropoda laboriosa, 1534 nucleotides long. RefSeq names its product ubiquitin carboxyl-terminal hydrolase 30 homolog (gene Usp30). The coding region runs from base 116 to 1534 and encodes 472 amino acids. NCBI's taxonomy places the organism in Eukaryota, Metazoa, Arthropoda, Insecta, Hymenoptera, Apidae. Gene Ontology annotation, cellular component: nucleus; cytosol. The transcript has 7 exons. Gene Ontology annotation, molecular function: cysteine-type deubiquitinase activity; cysteine-type endopeptidase activity. Gene Ontology annotation, biological process: protein deubiquitination. The record is from RefSeq and is a predicted model, not a curated record.